AUAACCCAAAAGCACAGAGAAGCUUCUCUCUAUGAUCAUCAACAUAUAUCUUUUUUGGCCUGUUGAAUCCUGAUUCUUGUUCAAUCUUAGCUUCUACCUCUCUCUUUCUGUCUCUCACUUCAUUCUUUAUUCUUUCCCAUUUUCGUGUUUCCUGAGAAUAAUUUACCUUGGUUUCAUGUCUGUGCCAGAGCAAGACUAGGUAAGUUUAUCAGAGACUCCAACUCCAUCAAUGGAAAGCUCAGACAAGUUUUCUCAGAGAAGAAACGGCUUGAAUCUUAAGGCAACUGAACUACGGCUCGGAUUACCCGGGUCGGAGUCACCCGAGAGGGAUUUGGAUUCGGAGGAUAAGAACGAGUAUCCGUUAGGCAUACUCAAGAAUCUUGUGUCUGGGGCCAAGAGGGGUUUCUCAGACGCCAUUCAUGGUGGUUCUGGGAAAUGGGUUCUCUCUGGCAAAGGUGGUUCUGAUAUGGUUUUGGGUAAAGAUUGUGGCUUGUUCUCUCCCAGAGGUGGUAACUCCGGCAAGACCACUGUCGGGUCGGAUUCCGGCAAUCAUCAAGCGGGUUUGGGUCCCGCCGUUGUGAAAGAUACUAUUCCUCAGCCAACAAAGCCUUUGAAUGAGAAGAAGCCUCAGUUUCCUGCUCCUGCUUCAAAGGCACAAGUUGUGGGAUGGCCACCAAUCCGAUCUUUUCGGAAGAACUCAAUGGCUUCUCAGCCUCAAAAGAAUGGUGAUGAUGCAGAAUCAGGCAAGAGUGGAUGUCUUUAUGUAAAAGUGAGCAUGGAUGGUGCUCCAUACUUGAGGAAGGCUGAUCUCAACAACUUUGGCUCUUACAAGGAACUUUCUUCUGCACUGGAAAAGAUGUUCAGUGGCUUUACAAUGAGUCAAUGCGGCUCUCAUGGAGUUUCUGGUCGAGAUAAUAUGAGUGAGAGUGGAUUGAUGGAUCUUCUUAAUGGAUCGGAAUACGUGCUCACAUAUGAAGACAAGGAUGGUGAUUGGAUGCUAGUUGGUGAUGUUCCUUGGGAGAUGUUCACUGAUUCUUGCAAGAGGAUGAGGAUAAUGAAGAGUUCUGAAGCCAUUGGGUUAGCACCGAGAGCCAUGGAAAAGUGCAGAAGUCGGAACUAGAGGAAUGUGAAACCAGAUUGAAGCAUAUGAUCAUAAAUAUAUAAGAGGUGGGUUUUAUGCAAGUGGUGGAACUGGAAGAGGCUAAAAUGGUUAAGGGCCUUGCCUGUGUUAUAUGUAUAAUUUGAUAUGAGAGAGAUUUAAGUGCCUCAAAACUUAUUAUUAGUUGCUGUUGUAGAUGUUUUAAGUUUUCUUGUGUUUGUGGUAACCCCCUCUUAGUUUUAAUCUAUGUUGUUUCUGACUUAUUCAGGCUAAGGCUAUGUUGCUAUGAAAAUUUUGUAUUCCUUUCCCAAAUCUCUCUCUCUCUCUCUCUAGGUUGAUGUAAGAAGGAAGAUUGCAUUUAGUUUUUCUAUAAUGAAGGAAAAAUAAAGCAGCUUAAAAGA
Messenger RNA from Neltuma alba, 1500 nucleotides. RefSeq names its product auxin-responsive protein IAA27. The coding region runs from base 230 to 1120 and encodes 296 amino acids. Lineage: Eukaryota; Viridiplantae; Streptophyta; Magnoliopsida; Fabales; Fabaceae. Gene Ontology annotation, biological process: regulation of DNA-templated transcription. The transcript is spliced from 5 exons. The record is from RefSeq and is a predicted model, not a curated record. Gene Ontology annotation, cellular component: nucleus.